CGGUCUCCUGGCAACCAGAUGCAGGGGCCAUGGCACUCUUAACACCCCAUGGAGUGAAAGAAGUCUUCCAAUUUCAGGGACCACAAGGUCGGGAGCACCUACGGAGGCUUCUGAACUGGGAGGAAUUUGAUGAACAGAGAGACUCCCGGAGGAGCAUCGUACUGGACACCCUCUACGAGAGCAUCAUCUUUGCAGUGGGCAAAGGCUUCCCAUGGGUGGAGGUAACCCAAGUGGUCAAGUUCACAGAAGAGCUGCUAAGGGAAACCAAAGGCUACUCCAUUACUGAGGCUGUGAUGAUCCUGGGGAACAAGCUCAGAGACUACCAGGGCCAUUUCAACACCACCCACCUGCUGGCCCUCUGUGACUACUUCCACCACACCUUCAUCCACCACUACAAACUCUACCAGUAUGUCCUGGGCCAGGACCAGCAGGUCGACCUGACCGUUGCCCACCUGGAGGUGUGCAUGCCACCUCAGCCCCUCCCGCUGGCCGAGGGCAUGGACAGGGGCUUGUGGACCCACAAGCAGCAGGUGGCUGCCCUGACCAAGGCCGAGGCACAGAAGCGCGCUGACAUGCUGCUCCUGAAGGAGGCGCUGCUCCUGGAGCAGAAGAACUCGCUGCAGAAGGUGUUCACCUCCGCCAUGUCCGUGCAGCCCAGCCGGGUCCUGGAAAGACAGGAGCUGGAGAGCCUCGUCCACCAGGCCAUCCACAUUCAGAUGGAGCUCCUGCGGGAGCUGCUGCAGCGCCAGAUCCAGAACACUUUCGCCAUCUUGGACCUGAAGCUUCAGAAGAAGACUCUGAACCUCAAUGCCCCUGACCCUUUCCCACCCCCCAUCACCAGCCACACAGGCCAGGAGGAAGCGCUGAAGCCCCACAAAGCGAGUAAAGGAAAGAAAGCGAAGGCAAGGAAGUAGGAGGCCCCAACCGCCACCCGAGACUGACUGGGGACCAGCCAUACACAGCCGUGAGUUGUGCGGCAUGGUGAGCUCAGCACCCACAGAGACUUCUUGCGAUAAAAAGAAACAAACCCAUGC
Molecule: messenger RNA, 1034 nt
Organism: Saimiri boliviensis boliviensis (Bolivian squirrel monkey)
Lineage: Eukaryota; Metazoa; Chordata; Mammalia; Primates; Cebidae
Gene: C13H8orf74
Product: chromosome 13 C8orf74 homolog
Source: RefSeq, a predicted model, not a curated record